This is a messenger RNA of Angiostrongylus costaricensis, 867 nucleotides long. Lineage: Eukaryota; Metazoa; Nematoda; Chromadorea; Rhabditida; Metastrongylidae. The record is from the annotation of a GenBank genome assembly.
AUGGCAUGUGCUGCAGCCCUCGACACGAGGGAAGCAAUAGUUUCUCUAUCGGUGUUCGGUGCGAUGCUACGAGCUAUUCACGAUGUUGUAGUUUCUCGCCGAACUUCCGUCACAUCCAUCACUGUCCUCUGUGAGUGGUCGUCUUCGUUCUUCUGUCAGUUCGACUUUGACAACAGAGCAUCUCGUGUUCAUUCAACGAGAUACCAUCGUGACAGACUUCCGUUGACAAUGAUGAGAGCAGCGCAUGAUUCGAUUCAUAUGGAAGGAAUGAUGGAAGCGAGUGAGAAGCCGAUGGUAUUCAGAAAACUCGACGAGAAAUCGAAGAACUUGCUGAAUAGAAAGAAUCCAGUUCCACUUCAUCAUCCCACUUACCUUUCAAUGAUCAAGGACGCAGUUCUGGCGUUGAACGCGAGCAAAGGAGUGAGCAAACCGGCACUUCUUAAAUAUUUGGCGCAGCAUUACCAACUCGGCGAAAAUCUUCCUAAGAUAAACUCUCACCUCUGCGUCGCACUUAGGAAGGCGCUCAAGGAUGGCUUCAUUGAGCAGGCAAAAGGACAUGGUGCAUCAGGCAGCUUCAAACUGGGAAAGAUGGCAAAAACUGAUACGAAACGCAGUGCACGUACUAGACUCGUUAAAAAGGCUACCAAAGCGAGACCAUCAUCAAUGAAGGCCAAGAGAAGCGUCAAAAACAAGCUGUCGAAGACCGUAGGAAUGGCUAGAAAACUAGUAAAGCCCAGGAAGGCCUCGAAAGCAAAGGUGAAGGCCAGGGCUGUCAAAAGUGGCGUGAAAUCGGCCACAGGGAGACAUCGCGUUCAGAAGAAACGUAGCGUUGCGAAGAAUAGAGCUCGUCGAGCCAGAAAGGCAUAA